AUCCCAGUCUGAACCGGUUUCAACCGGUCCGGGGUCUGUUUGAGAAGAGCUUGGUUUUCCCACAGACUCUCCCCAGGCUUUACGUGGUUUUCUUUUUUAUUGUUUUUUUAUUUAUCUAUCUCUAUUUUUCCUGACAUUAGAUCCAACAAUAAACUAACGUCCUGCUAUCAUUUGUAAAUGAGACGAGGGAACUUCAGGCAUUACAAUCAGUGACAUUUGCUAGCUAGCUAGCACUUAACGCGGAGUUGUACCAGGGGGUCAGUCGGAUUAAUCUCCAGAGGAACAUCAUUCAGUGUUAGCAAACUAUUUAUUCUUAUUAUUUUCUUUCAAUAUUGAAUUAUAGGAUACAUUCGUUCAGUGAAAAGAAGAAGAGAAAUCAACUCUCGUGCUAUUUCACUAGCUCGUUACCAUCACGUUGUCCGUGUGGAUCAAGUUCAUUGGUUAGGUUCUUCAGCUAGCAUCCUGCUAACGCGUCAUCAUGAGAUAAACUUGCAGGAUAAAUUAUUUUUGUAGGAAAUUGAUUUCUAUUGAAAAGCGAUAGCGUUCGCGGGGUUGAGCAGCCACACACGCUUUGAGCACCAUUUCAACGCAGACAGGAGUGUUUCAUAAAACGCAGCUCUAUGCCAGCAGAUAUGACAAUGUUGGCGGACCAUACAGCACGGCAGCUGCUGGACUUCUCUCAGAAGCUGGACAUCAACCUGCUCGACAACGUGGUCAACUCCAUGUACUACGACGUUGGCUCUCAGCAACGGCUGGCACAGGAAGUCCUGACUAACUUGAAGGAUCACCCGGACGCAUGGACCAGAGUGGACACCAUCUUGGAGUUCUCUCAGAACAUGAAGACCAAAUACUACGCACUUCAGAUUCUGGAAAAUGUCAUUAAAACGCGCUGGAAAAUUCUCCCCAGGAACCAGUGUGAAGGAAUUAAGAAAUAUGUUGUAGGUCUGAUUAUCAAGACCUCCUCAGACGCGUCUGUGGUCGAGAAAGAGGGAGUUUACCUGGCCAAGCUGAACAUGAUCUUGGUGCAGAUCCUAAAGCAGGAGUGGCCAAAGCACUGGCCCACGUUCAUCAGUGACAUAGUGGGUGCGAGUCGUACGAGUGAGAGCCUCUGCCAGAACAACAUGAUCAUCCUAAAGCUGCUCAGCGAGGAGGUGUUCGACUUCUCCAGUGGACAGAUGACUCAGGUCAAAGCCAAGCAUCUUAAAGACAGUAUGUGCAACGAGUUCUCCCAGAUUUUUCAGCUUUGCCAGUUUGUCAUGGAAAAUUCCCAGAAUGCUCCACUGGUCCACGCCACAUUGGAGACUCUCUUGCGCUUCUUGAACUGGAUUCCACUGGGCUACAUUUUUGAGACCAAACUCAUCAGCACUCUGGUGUACAAGUUUCUGAACGUCCCGAUGUUUCGGAACGUGACUCUGAAGUGUCUGACUGAAAUCGCUGGAGUCAGCGUGAAUCAGUACGAGGAGCAGUUCGUCAGCCUCUUCACUCUGACCAUGAUGCAGCUCAAACAGAUGCUUCCUCUGAACACGAACAUCCGUAUGGCGUACUCGAACGGAAAAGAUGAUGAGCAGAACUUCAUUCAGAACCUCAGCUUGUUCCUCUGCACUUUCCUCAAAGAGCACGGGCAGCUGAUUGAGAAGAGGCCCAACCUGCGGGAAACACUUAUGGAGGCUCUUCAUUAUAUGCUGCUCGUGUCGGAGGUGGAGGAGACUGAGAUCUUUAAGAUCUGUCUGGAGUACUGGAACCACCUGGCAGCCGAGCUGUAUAGAGAGAGUCCGUUUAGCACGUCCACAUCACCCCUGCUUUCUGGCAGCCAGCACUUUGAUGUGCCCCCACGCAGACACCUCUACCUGCCUGUACUGUCUAAAGUGCGUCUCCUGAUGGUGAGUCGCAUGGCUAAGCCGGAGGAGGUGCUGGUGGUGGAGAACGAUCAGGGUGAAGUGGUGAGGGAGUUCAUGAAGGACACAGACUCGAUCAACCUCUAUAAGAACAUGAGAGAGACUCUGGUGUACCUGACCCAUUUGGACUAUGCUGAUACUGAGCGAAUCAUGACCGAGAAGCUUCAUAACCAGGUAAACGGGACCGAGUGGUCGUGGAGGAACCUAAACACGCUGUGCUGGGCCAUCGGAUCCAUCAGUGGAGCCAUGCACGAGGAAGACGAGAAGCGCUUUCUGGUCACAGUCAUUAAGGAUCUGCUGGGCCUGUGCGAGCAGAAGAGAGGGAAAGACAACAAGGCCAUCAUUGCCUCCAACAUCAUGUACAUUGUAGGGCAGUACCCACGGUUCCUCCGUGCCCACUGGAAGUUCCUCAAGACGGUGGUCAACAAGCUUUUCGAGUUCAUGCACGAGACUCACGACGGCGUGCAGGACAUGGCGUGCGACACCUUCAUCAAGAUCGCUCAGAAAUGCAGGAGGCACUUUGUUCAAGUGCAAGUCGGGGAGGUCAUGCCAUUCAUCGACGAGAUCCUCAACAACAUCAACACCAUCAUCUGCGACCUGCAGCCGCAACAGGUGCAUACGUUCUACGAAGCCGUAGGCUACAUGAUCGGUGCUCAGACGGACCAAGCAGUGCAGGAGCAUCUGAUCGAGAAGUACAUGCUGCUCCCCAACCAGGUGUGGGAUAGCAUCAUCCAGCAGGCCACCAAGAACGUUGACAUCCUGAAGGACCCAGAGACCGUGCGUCAGCUCGGCAGCAUCCUGAAGACCAACGUGAGGGCGUGUAAGGCCGUGGGUCACCCGUUUGUGGUGCAGUUAGGGCGAAUCUAUUUAGACAUGCUUAACGUUUACAAGUGUCUGAGUGAGAACAUCUCGUCUGCAAUUCAGACCAACGGUGAGAUGGUGACCAAGCAGCCUCUAAUCCGGAGCAUGCGCACGGUAAAGAGAGAAACUCUGAAGCUCAUCUCCGGCUGGGUCAGCCGUUCCAACGAUCCCCAGAUGGUCGGAGAGAACUUCGUUCCUCCUCUGCUCGAGGCCGUGCUGAUCGACUAUCAGAGGAACGUCCCUGCUGCUCGCGAACCCGAAGUGCUCAGCACCAUGGCAACCAUCGUCAACAAGCUCGCGGCCCACAUUACCGCGGAAAUCCCCAAGAUUUUCGAUGCCGUUUUCGAGUGCACCCUAAACAUGAUCAACAAGGACUUUGAGGAGUUCCCAGAGCACAGGACCAACUUCUUCUACCUGCUGCAGGCGGUCAACUCACACUGCUUCCCUGCUUUUCUGGCCAUCCCUGCGGCCCAGUUCAAACUGGUCCUGGACUCCAUCAUCUGGGCUUUUAAACACACCAUGAGGAAUGUCGCUGACACGGGUCUCCAGAUCCUGUACACGAUGCUGCAGAACGUGGCCCAGGAGGAAGCUGCAGCUCAGAGCUUUUAUCAGACGUAUUUCUGCGACAUCCUGCAGCACAUCUUCUCCGUCGUCACGGAUACGUCCCACACGGCAGGUUUGACGAUGCACGCCUCCAUCCUGGCCUACAUGUUCAACCUAGUCGAGGAGGGGAAGAUCAGUAUAACCCUGAACACAAGCGCACCCGUGAACAACCAGGUCUACGUACAGGAAUAUGUGGCCAACCUGUUGAAAACUGCCUUCCCGCACCUACAAGAUGCACAGGUGAAAGUGUUUGUAACCGGUCUGUUCAGCCUGAAUCAGGACAUUCCUGCUUUCAAAGAGCACCUCCGGGACUUCCUGGUGCAAAUAAAGGAGUUUGCCGGCGAGGACACGAGCGAUCUGUUCCUGGAGGAGCGAGAGCUGUCGCUACGUCAGGCUCAGGAGGAGAAACACAAACUCCAGAUGUCCGUGCCGGGAAUCCUCAAUCCCCACGAACUUCCUGAGGAAAUGUGCGACUGAGCUUCCUGUACGCUGCCACGUGUUUGAUUUGUUUUUUUGGUUUUUUUUCCCCCCUUCGGACACAGGAAAGACCCGAAACGUGAAUAAAAGCGUGUGUUUGUGUGUACAUACAGAGAGAUUGCAGUAGGAUGAAGAUGGUCAAGGAAUGUAAAUUUCAAAAAAAAGAUCGCCUUCUUCCACCCACGUCCCAUUCAAGAUUUCUUUUUUGUUUUUGUUUUGAAGUGUGUGUUUUUGUAAGGAGAGAACUGAUGCACUGUAAUUACUCCAAUGUUCAUCAGCUGUGUUAGUUUUUUUUUUUCCCUCAAAAGUUUAUGUAUUCAUAGACGAUUUAAGCCCCGCCUCUGUUCACCUCUUCCGGUUCGUUUGUUAAUUUGUGAAACGGAUUCAUUAAUGAAGUGAUGGAAGGAAGAGGAGUGACCCACAGAACGAGGGAAUGGUUUGACUGGCACAGCAAUUGAAUGUGAUGGUUGACAUUCAGAACUGAAAGCUGCUCUUUUUUAUUUUUUUCUCCUCCUCUCUUUAAAUCGUGUGUCUUUCACUUUUGCCUGCUUUUUUUUACGCUUUAUUUUUGUUUGCGUGUUUAUGGGGAGGGAUGUGGCCCUGUUCCGGGUUUCCGGUUCUUACAAAUGAUCCGAAGCAGAUCUCGCCAACGUCGAUGAAGGGUUUGUUCAUAUCGUCCUGUCGUUUAUAACACUGUCUUAGUACUUCGGGAACAUAAAGUUGGAUAUUUUUACAAAAAAAAAAAAAAAAAAAUACUUCCGUGUCUCCGAUUAUUUAUUGUACAGAUGAUUUUUUUGUUGUUGUUUUUUGCCUCAAUACAACCAUUUAAAUAUGUACAGGAGCAUUGCAUGACUAAGCCUGUUUGUUUUUUUGUUUUGUUUUUUAUAAAUCAUUGGAACAGCAUGAGCUUCUCGUUCAUAGAGAAUUUCUUAUGCAGAGAGACUGGCAUUCUGUUCAUCUUGUUUCCUAUAUCCAUGCCUUUUACCCCUCUGACCAUCACAUCCAUGUGUUUUCUGUUAAACGUCUCAUUCAAGAUUCAUUCCCUCUUGGCGCCACUCUUUGAGGGAUGUGUGUUCAGAUACUGAGAUCAGGCACUGAUGAUGUUUCAGGAAGCUCUUGUUCAAGUUAAGGAGGUCAUGUGCUGUCCUGGACACUCAUGCACUUUUACAUGGAGCUCCGUUUGCGUGUAGCAACAUGGUUCGAGGAAGAGCCACGUUUGUGAUGUGAUGGUCAGAUGGGUCAUAAAGUGCAUAUCUCAGCAGAUUUUACUCCAUCAGCCACUAUUGACUUUACCUGAGUUUGUGUUUUUAUUUUUAUUCGCAGCCCCAAGCUAAAUAAAGCGAUAUUUUUUUAUAUACACCAAA
Molecule: messenger RNA, 5200 nt
Organism: Silurus meridionalis
Lineage: Eukaryota; Metazoa; Chordata; Actinopteri; Siluriformes; Siluridae
Gene: xpo1a
Product: exportin 1 (CRM1 homolog, yeast) a
Exons: 25
Coding region: 621-3836 (1071 amino acids)
Biological process (GO): protein export from nucleus; ribosomal small subunit export from nucleus; ribosomal large subunit export from nucleus
Cellular component (GO): cytoplasm; nucleus
Molecular function (GO): nuclear export signal receptor activity; small GTPase binding
Source: RefSeq, a predicted model, not a curated record